AUGUAUAACAACUGCCACUAUCAUCACCCUAGAUUCCUUGGCAUUCCUCUACGCUUUCCUGAGGAUAAAUUCCGGCAUAGGCUAUGCCAAGGCCUGUCAAUUUUCAUCGUAGUAGUUGGUUUCAUUAUCCUGGUCAUAUACUUAGCCCUCCAUCCACAGAAGCCAGGGUUCUCUUUGCAGGACGCCAUUAUCACCCAGUGGACCGUCACAGACGAUCGCAUGCUCACCUCGUCCCUGCAGUUCACCAUCAUUUCGCAAAACUCAAAUGACAAGAUCGGCGUCCACUAUGACCAGAUCAGCGCCUACGCCACCUACAUGGCCAAGCAGAUCACCUCCCCCAGCCCUUUAACACCUUUCUACCUAGGACACAACGAUGCCACAAUUAUCUACCCUUGUUUCAACGAGAGCGUCUCUCAGUUGGGUCCCGUUGUUGUAGAUUAUUUGAGAGAUGAGUGGGAUCGGGGCAUUCUUUCUGUGAAUCUGAGGAUCGAAGGGAAGAUACAGUGGAAGGUGGGGCCGUGGACUUCUGGGCAUUACCAUCUGAAUGUUAAUUGUGUCACUAUUGUGGCUUUUACGAACUGUUCUAAUGACGCUCGACUUCCUCUGGAGGAGGUCAAGAGGUGUCAUGUGAGCGUCUGA
Molecule: messenger RNA, 639 nt
Organism: Cryptomeria japonica (Japanese cedar)
Lineage: Eukaryota; Viridiplantae; Streptophyta; Pinopsida; Cupressales; Cupressaceae
Product: NDR1/HIN1-like protein 12
Exons: 1
Coding region: 1-639 (212 amino acids)
Biological process (GO): defense response to other organism
Source: RefSeq, a predicted model, not a curated record